Molecule: messenger RNA, 723 nt
Organism: Colletotrichum orchidophilum
Lineage: Eukaryota; Fungi; Ascomycota; Sordariomycetes; Glomerellales; Glomerellaceae
Exons: 2
Coding region: 1-723 (240 amino acids)
Biological process (GO): GPI anchor biosynthetic process
Cellular component (GO): endoplasmic reticulum membrane; mannosyltransferase complex
Molecular function (GO): mannosyltransferase activity
Source: RefSeq, a predicted model, not a curated record
AUGCGGCUAGCCUUCGCCGCCGGCCUGGCGCUGCUGGCCUGUUGUCUUGAUGUUGUUCGGGCCAAUACCGAAAAGGUCAUCUUUCUCGGGCCCGAGACCGUCAACGUUCCGGCCACGCCACCGACACUUGACGAUCUUCGUUUAGACGUCCUCACACCCGAUGAGUGGUCCAAACGGGUUGAAUUGCAGGCGUCAUUUCCAACGCCGGACUCUCCUUUGGGAACGACGACGUGGCUACUGCUCAACAUCUUGACCCAAGGUCAGCGUUAUGAGCUUCGAGUAUGUUGGGCCGCCACACAACCCACGGCUUUCGCACUCGAUGUCUUUGAGUUGCCCGUCGUUUGGGAUACUCCCGAGCUCAUCUCGUCGCUGGCAACUUACGCAUCCUUGCGUCGGUCUGACCAGGAUGAUGUCGACGCGCACGAGGCCUCGCGAAGAGCAAACCAGGAGCAUGAAAAUUCGCUGCUGUUUCUUCGGGUUUCGGCCUCGGCGGACUAUUUCACAGACAACGACACACUCAUGGCCCAAGUCGAGCCCGUCAGCGUUGACCUUAUCCUCGAUCCGUUCUUGUUCAAUGUUUUGCCACGAUCCUUGGUGCCUACCGUCGCUUAUGUCGUCUUCGUGGCGUUUUCGGCUUGGUUCCUAUCUAAACGCAUUCUUGCUUGGAUUCAACCGGUGCUCGCCACUGAAGGCAAGUCCGCGGAAAAGAAGAAGAGGCUCUGA